UUAAACAGUCUCGAGUAAAAAUUGAUGUCUGAACCGGUCAUCACAGAUUCAUCUGUAAACAACCUAUAAAAAUAAACUGCUGUCAAAUAUGAGCCAUUGAUCCGACAGUUACCAACAGCUUUCCAAAACCACCCCAAACCCAUCAGUGCGCGCACAACUCUCUCUCUCUCUGUCUGUCUCUCUCUCUCCCUCACACACGCACACGCACGCACAUCUUUUCCACUGUGAGCAUCUGAUCACGACAUUUUGCUUUGAAAUCGAACCUGAAACUGUGGGAAUAAUUUGGAAACUUGGAGGUCUUUCCAGCAGCUCUUCAUCCUGAGAGGCAAAUGUCCAGUUCACUAGAGAGGGUUGUAGCCCAGAAGAAGGAGGCGAUUGAAGCAGUAAUGGAGAUGUUUGAGAGAGGAGCCGAGGUGCUGGCCAGCGCUGUUGGAGAGAUGUCGCCACUUUUCGAGGCUGCAGCUCCAGUCCUUAAGCUCGUCCUCAACAAUGUGGAAAGCAAGGAGGUCAUAUAUGUCAAAGAUCAGUUUCUAGCUGUGAGAAGCAAAUUGGAUGUCCUCUCAUCUCAGCUACAAGACAUUGACUCUGAGAUUAGGAGGAGACGUUUGGAUACCCAGUUCUUCUCAGUGGAGGAAAAUUUGCGGAACCAGUUUAGAAAAUACAUUGACAUUCUGGAGGCCAAACCAGAGUAUAAGGAGGUCAAAAAACGCUUGUUCUUGGAGCACUUUUUCAUAACAGGUGGAGAAAAAAACCUCUGCGUGCUUUAUGAUGCUGUGUUGGGGAACAGCACUUUUGGGGAGCCAAUCCUGGAUGUUGUGGAACAAUACGAGGCCAGAAACAGACGGGUCCUGGAAGACUUCUGCGUCAGGCUGAAGGAGCUGCUCUGCCUGGGAAUAAUCGCUCUUCUGGGAUAUUGUUUCCUUACUCUGGGAGAAGAAGCUGAGCAGGCGAAGAUUCAAGAGUGGAGCAGGAAGAUCCAAGAAAUUGAAAUGAAAAUGAAGGAAACGAUAAAGAAAUGUGUGCAUUCAUUUCCAGAGCAAGCUGAACUGGACAUUAAGAGGCUUGUAAAGGAGAGAGAGGAUGGGAACCUCCAGGAAAUGGCCAAGGAACUGCUGGACUUCCUGGUGAAGAAGUACGACUGGGUGAGCUGGUCCAUCAGAGUCGUUAGUAACUUGGGCAAAAUUAGAAACUUGAGAGCUGGACAAAACUUUCAGUGUGUGGCCGGACAGAGUUAUUUUGAAGUGUCUCAAGGAAAUGAUAUAAACCUGGUGGUCUCGUUCUGCAGCGCCCCUCAGCCUGUGCCCAAUGAGAGCAUAAAACAGAUGAUGGAAGGUCCUGCGAGGAAGGGAGAUGCCAAAGCUGUCGUGGAGUUUAUGGAGGAGCAGUUAGCUGGGUUUCUGGUUCAUGCCGUCAGUCGUCACAAGGAGAGCUUUGCUGUGUCCAGUUUUCCUGAAGAAUGUCACUACUGGGACAAACACAAGAACGUGAAUGUCUGUGUGCAUGCAGAGGAGAUUUAGACAUAAACAUAUAUAUACAUUUUAAAUGCAAGAUAUACUUCAACUGUAUUCCUGAUCUACUGUAUCUGAUAUACUGCCAUAUUUUCAAACAAAAUAGGCUGGCUAUGUGAGCUUUAUACUUGGCAUGUUUGCACACCAUAAUGUCUUAAUAUAACUAAAUGUCUAUCUGAAAACAUUUCAUUUAAAUGCAAUAGGCAGAGAACAUGUUAAAUGUUGUGAUGUUAUAUAAACCAAUGCUUUGUAGUAAUAAAAACUGAAGCAAUGAGACUGGAUGGUAUACUGGCAAAGAAAAGUGCUUCCCCAUUUAGCCUGCAUGAGAAUAACCCGAACUGACAGUAUCUGUUCCUCAUCAGCCAUAAAACAGCCCACGGCAACACGUCUCAGGAAACGAAUGCAUAUGUCUGCACAGCAGAGAGCUCAUCAUGUUUUCAGACUAAAAUACACCCUUUAAAAAUUCAUGUCAGUUCAAAGUUGAAUUUAUACAUUUCUAAAAAAAAAAACUUGGGUUCAAAAGUUUACUGGUUUAGCUUUUUUCAAGAUUAUACACUCAAAAAUAAAAAUAUUUAGGCCAAAAUUAAGAAUUAUGUUUUUGAAUUGCAUAUAAAAUUUCCAUUCAUUUGUAAUACACUGCUACAAACACUGCUACAAACAACAUAGACGUGAUGCAUAUCUGUCAGUCAUAUAUGAAACAGGUAUGAUGUCUGCUUGAUUUUAUUUAAAUAAUUAUACUUUCAAAAUGUAUUUAUUCAGAUUGCUUAGAAUCAGCAUAAAUCUGUAAUUAAAAAGUAUGAACAUGGUUAAUAUAUGGUCAGCUGUUGAAAAAGUAAUAUUUUAUUAGUUAAAAUGUAUGAGAUUGUAACAAAUUAGAUUUACUGAUGAUAAAUAUAUGAAUCUGGUUAUUGUGCAUUUAAAACACAAUCAGUUUAUACUUGUAGGGAUAUAACGAUCCCUCAUGUCAUGAUUAAUACAUAUCACGAAACUGAACUCACAAUACGAUAUUAUUGCGAUACAUAUGGUCAAGAUAUAUGGUAAAAGGUUAACAAAAAUUAACUGUUGAUUAAAAUGCUAAAUUUGGUAUUAUAUUGGGGGUGGAAAUGAAUAGGCUUGGACUUGGUGCUGGUAACUCAAUGCACAGGACAAUGUUGUACCAGAAUAAAAUAUUCAUGAUUCUGAAGCUGAAAAUGGGUCAUUGACGAACAUAAUGGAGAUAUAAUUAAUUUUGAAGUUUUAUUAAGUGUUAACAAUGAGAUUGUGUUUUUUUUUAUAAUCAA
This is a messenger RNA of Megalobrama amblycephala (Wuchang bream), 2788 nucleotides long. RefSeq names its product protein rapunzel-like. Bases 330 to 1517 code for a protein of 395 amino acids. The transcript is spliced from 2 exons. NCBI's taxonomy places the organism in Eukaryota, Metazoa, Chordata, Actinopteri, Cypriniformes, Xenocyprididae. The record is from RefSeq and is a predicted model, not a curated record.